This is a messenger RNA of Theobroma cacao (cacao), 2449 nucleotides long. RefSeq names its product plus-3 domain-containing protein (gene VIP5). NCBI's taxonomy places the organism in Eukaryota, Viridiplantae, Streptophyta, Magnoliopsida, Malvales, Malvaceae. Gene Ontology annotation, molecular function: RNA polymerase II C-terminal domain phosphoserine binding; DNA binding. The record is from RefSeq and is a predicted model, not a curated record. Gene Ontology annotation, cellular component: Cdc73/Paf1 complex.
AUCCCGACCCAAGUUAUUUGUCGUCCAACUCAGCGUCUGGUGCUCGCCCUUUCUUCCCCUACUAACCCUCGGUUUCUUAUUCAAACCUCUCCGAUUUAAGGCUCGGAUCAAAAGAAUCCGCGACGAGAACGAUAGCUCUUCAAGGUUAGCCUCAACCUCUCUCCUCCUCUUUUACUCUAAUUUUCCUGUUGGACUGGUUUGUUUUUAAUCUUUACGGUCAAGGCGGUGUCGCCUCCGUCGCUACGUCGGCGCCGUUCAGGAGUGGAACAAACUAUCACAGGGUAGAAGGGUGUGCCGGUAAUCAUGGCAGACUUGGAAAAUUUGCUUCUGGAGGCAGCAGGAAGAACUGGUACAGGAGGGAGAAACCGGCACUCGCUUCCACCAUCUAGAAGGCGACGUGAGGGUUCUUAUUCUGAUGGUGGAAGUGACUCUAGGGAUGACGAUUCAGAUGAUGAUCAUGGCUAUGCAAGCAGAAAGCCAUCUGGAUCACAAGUUCCAUUGAAGAAGAGGCUGGACCCUGCUGAAAGAGAUGAUGAUCAGGGCAGUCAGGAAGAAGGUGAUUAUGAUGAUGGUGUUUCUGUUCAUGAGGGUGACAGCAGUGAUGAAUCUGAUGUUGGUGAUGAUCUUUACAAGAAUGAGGAUGACAGGCGAAAGCUUGCACAGAUGACUGAACUUGAAAGAGAACUGAUUCUGUCAGAACGUGCAGAUAAGAGAGGUGAUAAAAAAUUUACUGAAAAGAUUAGAUCGAAGCGGGAAAAUGAUAGGCCAAGCCGGUCUCGGAAAGAGACUCCACCUCUUCCGUCUUCUCGUGGGGUGCGGUCAUCAGCUAGAUCUGCUGAUAGGGCAGCUGCUAAGGAUGAUGCCCUGAAUGAGUUGAGAGCAAAACGACUGAAGCAGCAAGAUCCAGAGGCACAUCGUAAGUUGAGAGAUGCAUCUAGAGGAAGUUCGGGUAGCCGGGGCUUAUCACCAGUCAAGCGGAAACCCUUCACUGCAUCAAGUCUAAGUAGCUCUAGUCAGAGUGACAGUGAAAGUAGGUCUAAUAGCGAAGAUGAAGGAUCAACUGGGGAUGGUGGAAUGGUUGAUAGUGAUGAUGAUAGGGGCAUGCAGGGGCCAGACGGCCCAACAUUUGAUGAUAUAAAGGAAAUUACUAUUAGAAGGUCAAAACUUGCAAAAUGGUUUAUGGAGCCAUUUUUUGAAGAGUUGAUUGUGGGUUGUUAUGUAAGAGUUGGAAUUGGGAGGUCGAAGAGUGGCCCUAUCUACAGGCUCUGCAUGGUCAGAAAUGUUGAUGCCACAGAACCUGAGCGGACAUACAAACUAGAGAACAAGACAACAUAUAAGUAUUUGAAUGUUGUUUGGGGCAAUGAAAGCUCUGCUGCCAGGUGGCAGAUGGCUAUGAUUUCAGACUCUCCACCGCAAGAGGAGGAGUUUAGACAAUUGAUUAGGGAGUUGGAGCGAAGUGGAGGCCGGAUGCCAAGCAAACAAGAUGUGCUUGAAAAGAAGGAAGCAUUACAAAAGGCUAAAACAUUUGUCUAUUCAGCAGCUACUGUAAAGCAGAUGUUGCAGGAGAAAAAGUCCACCUCAUCUAGACCAUUAAAUAUUGCAGCUGAGAAGGAUCGACUGAGAAGGGACCUGGAAAUUGCACAAAGUAAGCAUGAUGAGGCAGAGGUGGAGAGGAUUAAGAUGAGACUGCAGCAACUGGAGGCAUCCCGGCAGGCACAGGAGAAAGAUGCCAAGGCUGUUAGGUUGGCUGAGAUGAAUAGAAAGAACAGAGCUGAGAAUUUUAAAAAUGCAUCAGAACUGAAACCCGUAAAUACUGGUUUAAAAGCAGGAGAGGCUGGGUAUGAUCCAUUUUCGAGGAGGUGGACUAGAUCAAGGAAUUACUAUGUUGCAAAGCCUCCUGGAGCAGAUGCAGCAGCAGUAGCUAAUGGUGAUAGAAUUGGUGUGAUUGCCAGUGGAAAUGGCAAUGAUGCAAGGGCUGCUGCAGAGGCUGGCAGGGCAGCUACAGUGGCUGCCUUGCAAGAAGCUGCUGGUGCUGGGAAGUUGGUUGAUACAAGUGCACCUGUUGAUGAAGGGACAGAAUCUAACAUGCUACAUGACUUCGAGAUUCCAAUCUCAUUAAAUGCGCUCCAGAGGUUUGGUGGUCCCCAGGGAGCUGUGGCAGGAUUCAUGGCUAGGAAACAGAGGAUAGAAGCAACUGUUGGAUGCCGAGUCCCUGAGAAUGAUGGGAGGAGACAUGCUCUUACCUUGACAGUUAGUGACUACAAGAGAAGAAGAGGGCUUCUUUGAAAUAAAAUGUUACAUCUAAGCAAUGCCUGUAUAGGUAAUGAUAUUUUUAUUUCAGCUGUUAUUUGAAGGAAAGUUUGUACCAUGUCAUUUGAUCAAACUGCCUUGAGGCUUGUUGAAUUAAGUAUUUUUUGGUGUGAGUAUACGUAGGUUUCGGUUUAUCAAA